Molecule: messenger RNA, 1470 nt
Organism: Alternaria arbusti
Lineage: Eukaryota; Fungi; Ascomycota; Dothideomycetes; Pleosporales; Pleosporaceae
Exons: 2
Coding region: 1-1470 (489 amino acids)
Source: RefSeq, a predicted model, not a curated record
AUGGUAGAUUCUGGGCCAUGUGGCGUCAAACUGGAAGCCAUUACAGCUUCAUUAAGCAUCUUGCCUGGCCAAGCACACGCCAACAGUCUAUCAUCGGCUAGAUACGAGUUGCAACCACAGAGUGACGGACGCUCAGAAACAAUAUUCCUGCGUCAUGGCGAUCAGAUCCAUGUUCCAAACUCUCAAUCUUACCUGACUUGUCAGUGGACAGACUCAGAGGUCCAGGUCAACUCAUCGGCUGCUGACGCUAUGAGAAUCGCGGUGACACCUGAAGAAGCCCAGAGCGAGGGCGAUGGUACGAAAGAUCCCGCUGUCAAUGUAGCAAAGUCACAACCUCGCGCAACCCCUCAGCUUUCGAAUCAACGAUCAACUACUGUGAUCCAGGAGACCCCAACCGCUGCGCGUACAGGGAAUGUUACAGAUAUUUACGAAGCAGACGUUCAGGAAGCAGAGGCCUUCUCGACCGCCCGUACUGGCGAGGCACAGGAUCAGAUGCAACCACAGCUGCCUCUGAAUGCUAGAACAUCUUCACCGCGAGUACACAUACCAUCGAGGUCAGCUAAGAAACGAACACGGUCCCUAGCCGAUGAGGCGGACGCAGAUGCAUCCAAGUCUGACAACGGGGCAUUUGCUGGGCCUAGCAAGCGCGCCAAAACAAGCGAUAGCGACACAGAAGACAGUCGCCUGAGCAACGUCGACGUUGCUCAGCCCGAACAGUCCGCCCCACCACGAUCGCAGAGGGGUUCGCAACGAUCCAUAUCUACUACUACAGUUAGAGAGGACUACGAUGGCCCGGUUUCCCGUGUAGCCUGCAGCAACUCCACCAUUACGAAAGCAAGUGCGGCUGUCAAGUUCCUGAAGAAACAAGGUGGAGCGUUUGUAGAGAAUCUGGCUGAUGACUUCAAUGUACUAUGCGUACGAGAUGGUGAUCUCCAAAAGACAACAAAAGUACUUUACGCAAUCGCACGCGGCAUUCCUAUCGUUACAGACCAAUGGCUAUUGGAAUCUGCAUCAGCUAAGCGCCUGCUUGCCGUUUCCGCUUUCAAGCCAUCCAUACCUAAGCAAGAAGAGGAGUGGAAGAUCAAGCUUGACGACAUCCUCGAAAAGCCGCAAACUCCGUUCGCCAACUUCGCUGUUCACUUUACGAAAAGCCUCAAGACGAGAUACGCAUCUUCAUUCUCUGACAUUGAGGCUGUCUGCAAAGCCGCGGGCGCGACGAGCGUGACGACUGGUGCGACGAAGUUCAAGAAGACAGGAAAUACCAUUGCCCUCGCUGCAGACAAAGAUGAUGUGGAGGCACAAAAACUGAUCAAAGAAGGAAUAACAUGCUACACAAAGGACUUCUUCACAUACAGUAUCCUGCGGGGCGUCUUUGACCUCGAGAGCGACGAAUUCAAGAUCGAAGGAGCCGCAGCGGGCGAGACACCUUCAAAAGAGCAGAAGAAGAAACGCGGCCGGAAGAGUAACUAG